Drosophila eugracilis is the source of this 1755-nucleotide messenger RNA. RefSeq lists its product as uncharacterized. NCBI's taxonomy places the organism in Eukaryota, Metazoa, Arthropoda, Insecta, Diptera, Drosophilidae. Bases 1 to 1755 code for a protein of 584 amino acids. The transcript has a single exon. The record is from RefSeq and is a predicted model, not a curated record.
AUGUGGACAGCGAUAAAAGUUUUCAUUUUUUGGACACCCGUCCUAGUUAGUGGAUCGACUGUGGAGUUUAUCCUUAGAGCUGCAGCCGAAUCUUCACUUUCUUUGUUAAUAAUCCAUAAUGAUUACUGCCCGGAUACAUGGUUAAAGGAAAUCUUUCAGAAUCACACGAUUCCGGUGGUAGUUCUGCCAGCUGGAGAGCAUUAUAUAAAAAUACAUGAGUUUUCUCGACCGCUACACAUAUUUUGCCUGCCUGGCCAUGAACUGCAUAACGAUCUGAAGAUACUCAAAGAACUACUCGCUUCUUUAAACGAUGUUCCUAAUUCAAAGGCACUAUUGUAUAUAUCCAAUAGUUUCUCUAAUCGAACCACAAUGGACAGUCUUCUUAGAAUCUGCUACUAUCAACGUAUACCCAACGUUGUCGGACUUUUAGCGGCAGAUGAGCAUCUAUACUUUUACAGAUAUCAUUUUUACCCCGGAUUCCGAUCGGAAUAUAGGCCUCUGCAGUCUUUAAACAUCUUUGAUAAGGAUUUUCCCAACAUGCAAGGUCAUCCUCUAAUUGUCAUGCCUGAUCAAUGGCUUCCUCGUUCCGUACUUUAUAUUGACAAACAAACUGGAAAGCAAAUCCUAUCUGGAUCCGUGGGCCGCUUCAUUAAUGUGCUGGCCUGGAGGCUCAACGCCACUCUGCAGCUUGCCCAGACAGUGACUCCCGGGCGCUUUUUUCAUGCCACAACCCUCAAGGAGCUGGGGAAGAACAUGACUAUUGAUGUUCUUGCCAGUAUAUCGAUGCUGGAGAGGGGAGAGCAGUUGGUUCGAACCAGUUAUCCGUUGGAGUUAACCCAUAUCUGCCUAAUGAUCCCGGUGGCUCAGGAAAUUGCUUUAAAGGACAUAUAUUUCCUUUUAAGCAGUGUUUCCAAUAUGCUCUUAGGUAUUGGUAUUGUAUUUACCUAUGGAUUGAUUUUAAGUCUCCUUGAGAUUUUGUCCAAUCGCGAUGUGUAUUUUGUGGAUCUUGUGUUAAAUGGCGAAGCUUUGCGUGGGAUUUUGGGUCAAUCUUUUAAGAUGCCAAGCAGCCGUUCCAGCCGGUUGAUAUAUGUAAUGCUGGGAGUAAUAGGUCUUAACGUAAGCAGCAUAUUUGAGGCGGCUCUGGAAACAAUGAUGGCGCAUCCACCUCGGGAAUUUCAAGCACGCAGUUUUGCAGAUGUUGGGAGAAAGCGAAUCCCGUUGGUUACCACAGAAGAAGAUUUGCACACCCUGGAUGAUCUCCAUUUGACUUUGCUGGUGCUUAAUAUAAGUGAAUACCAUAACGUGAGAAAUGGGAGAAACUCCAGCAAUGCCUACUUUGCCUCCCGAUUGCAUUGGACUUUAUACAGUGAGCAGCAAAAGGGCUUCACCCGGGAGCUCUUUAUUUAUUCGAUGGAUGCGUGUCUAUGGUCCUUGGCUUUUUUAUCGUUCCAAUGGCCCCAGAGUUCCAUGUUUGCAGAGCCCGUCAGCAAACUCAUCCUAGAGGUAAGGGCCAAUGGACUGUAUCAGUUCUGGGUGGGCAUGCAUCACUAUGACAUAAUAGAGGCAGGUUUGGCCAACACGGAGGAUCCCAGUCGGCAGUUAAGUGAAUUGAAGCUGACUAUUGCUUUGCGAGUAGUUGAUCUGCAAUGGGUGUGGCUGGCUUAUGGUGCUCUUCUGGCUAUUGCGUUUCUGGUAUUUCUGCUGGAAGUUUUUUGGGGCAUAGUCUCAUCAUAUCUUCACAAAUUUAUUGGAUAA